AUGAUUCCACCAGCCGAAACACUCUUGAAGUACGACAAUCCAGUUUUGAUUACAAGCACAAAGAGCAAAUCACCGAAGAGACGACACUUAAGAAUGAGCUUUAAGUUGUCAGACAGCCCUGCACCCACUCCACCUUCUACCCCAAAAUCUUCCUCCAGCCAAGAGCUAGAGAACGAGGACAUCCUGCACACCAUACUUCCACCCAGGGAAUGGACAGAGGGAAACGAGACAUGGGUGCAGAAAGUGUCCAGUGCACCCUGUACCAGAACAGAUGUUGUACGCUUGGAGGAACUCCUGGACACAAAGCUGCAGCAAAGACAGGCCAGACAAACGGGCAUCUGUCCUGUGCGCAGAGAGCUUUACUGUCAAUGUUUCGAUGAACUAAUCAGACACGUCACCAUCAUGUGUGCUGAGAGGGGUCUGCUGCUGCUACGAGUCAGAAAUGAGAUAAAUAUGACUUUGGCUGCCUACCAGGCAUUGUACGAAAGCAGCAUAGCAUUUGGUAUGAGGAAAGCACUGCAGGCUGAGAAAGAAAAAAAUGACCAAGAGAAAAAGAUUGCAGAUCUGGAGAAUGAGAUACAAGAUCUGACACAGCAGCUAAACAGUCAGAAAGCCAAAUGUGAUGCCCUUGAAAAGAGAGAAGCUGAAAAGAGACAAGUGCAGGAAAAGAACUUCCUUGAAAAAAUCCAAUUCCUUAAGAAAACAAAUGAACAGCUCCAGAAUCAACUGGAGGGAAAAUUUGCACCCUAG
This is a messenger RNA of Nematolebias whitei (Rio pearlfish), 750 nucleotides long. RefSeq names its product dynein, axonemal, light intermediate chain 1 (gene dnali1). The transcript has 6 exons. Lineage: Eukaryota; Metazoa; Chordata; Actinopteri; Cyprinodontiformes; Rivulidae. Gene Ontology annotation, molecular function: dynein heavy chain binding. The record is from RefSeq and is a predicted model, not a curated record. Gene Ontology annotation, cellular component: axoneme; filopodium. Bases 1 to 750 code for a protein of 249 amino acids.